ACAGGUACUAUAUUCACAUUCCUCUGGCUUUAAAGGAAAACAGAAAAGCAGCAAGGCACACAUCUCAUUUUUAGUCCUCCCCCUUCAACUCCUAUAACCCUGCGACCAAUGAGGAACUCUCAGCCUGGGAUGUUAGGAUCCAUGCCAGCAAGUUCGGUGCCGACAGGGAAAACACGUUAAGAGCAGAUCAGAGUCAGGACCACUGUGUCCCGCUGAACUCCUGUGAAUGACGGACACUAAUCUCUCCAGAGUCCAACACGGCUGUCUGGAAUGAUGGGUGACGUUCAGUUUGUUACGGGAUCUCAUGUCUCCAAGACGACUCUGACACUGGGACGAGGUUCCCCCAGCAAAGAGCCCCCUGUUUUUACCCUCCCGCCACGUAAUACCCGCGUCUGCCAAAGGGGUACCGCACGCCUUGAAGGGAAGGUGCGUGGUUUUCCAGAGCCCCAGGUUUGCUGGUUUAGGAAUGGGAAGCUACUGAUAGCAGGAGAUCGUUAUUCUAUGGAACAAAGUGCUCGUGGAAGCUUUAGUCUGGUGGUCCAGGAAGUCCAGGAUGACGAUGGAGGACGGUACACCUGUGAAGCCGUCAAUGAUGCUGGGAGCUGCCAGGUCACAGUGGAAAUCAUUGUGGAAGGAAAUGCAGGGAAAAAAUACAGUCUUCCUUCCUCCAACAGAGCAGGUGGAUCUCUGGGUGUUCCUGCGGUAGAGAACAGACCCAGUAUCUGGGGUGAAAGCCCCCCAAAGUUUGUGACCAAACCUUCUCGCCUGUAUCUCAAAGUGGGACAGAGCGGCAAAUUCUCAGCCAAGAUCACAGGACGACCCCAGCCACUGGUGCAGUGGUAUAAGGGAGAAGAGAAGAUCCAGCAGUCAGAUCACUUUAACAUGUUUGAGAGGUCAGGAAUGCAUUUCCUGGAGAUACGCCAGAUGUGCUCAGAGGACGCUGGUGUCUACACUUGUCUGGUGGCCAACAGUGCUGGGAAAGCCUCUGCAGCCGCUGAACUCAUAGCUCAAGAUGGAGAAGCUGAAACAGUCACUAUGCCCAGGCCAUCUCAAGAUCUCUCUUCACAGUCUGUGGUCAAGCACAGCACCAACGGUCUGGACACUGAACAGAAAGCUUCUAGCACAUCCGUCCAAGCUGCAACCGCAGAGACACGCGCACCGCUGUCCACUUCUACUGUAGCCAGUGUUCAUUCUGUGACCAGAACAGAGGCACCAAAAAUAACACCAUCACCGUCCUCACAACCUAUCAGCACAGAUGAAAGAUCAGCAGCUGGUCAAAAGACAUCAAAGUCUGUGAAUGAAAGAAGUCGAAACGUUGUGAAGAAAGAGUCGCAUGGCAUCAGAAGAGCUUGGGAUUCGUUCAGAGCUCCAGAAGAGGUUCCUGAAGCAUCACAACGGGAGUCCAGCAGAGACUCAACCAAAGAGAGCAAAACAGACUUUCUAGAAACUCCACCCAGUUUUGAAUCCCAGCCUGAGAGCCAAGAGGUUGUGCAGGGUGAUAAGGUCACAUUCAGAUGCCAAGUGUCUGGGUCUCCAGUGCCGACAGUGAGCUGGGUGAAGGAUGGAGCUCCUCUCAGACAGAGAUCAGGCGUCAGCACGCGACAGGAGGGCAGUCUGCACGUCCUGUGUCUGGAGAGCGCUCACAUAACUGACACGGGACAGUACGGCUGCACUGCUGCCAACACAAGAGGAAAGACUGAGGCCCACUGGAGCCUGACUGUCAAACGUGUGAGGGUGGAGGCGAAGCCCCCCGUGUUCACCUCUCCUCUGAAGGAUUGUUCAGUGUUAGAGGGGCAGGACUUCAUGCUGCAAUGCUCAGUGGAGGGCAAACCACUGCCUGAGCUCACCUGGCUACACAACGAUCAGCCCGUUCCAUAUUCCCACACUGUGUUUGAGAAGAGCACGGCUCUGCUGACGGUUAAGGCAGCUGUUCUGGAGGAUGCAGGCGUGUAUUCGUGUGUCGCAGUGAAUGAUCAGGGCAGAGCUGUGUGUACAGCUCAUGUGCUGGUUAAAGCCAAACCAGGUGUUAAGAGGUCUGCUGCUCCUCCUGUGACUGAUGUGAGGAGGCCGUCUGCCCCGGUGUUCCUCAGAGGUCUACAGGAUCUCAGAGUCAUGGACGGCUGUCAGGUCACAAUGACCGUGGAAGUGACAGGAAAUCCUGCCCCUGAGGUGGUCUGGCUGCAGAAUGGAAAAGAGAUCCAAGAGUCUGAGGAUUUCCAUUUUGAGAGGAAGGGCUGUCAGUAUACUCUCUUCAUACAGGAAGUGUUUCCUGAGGACACAGGGACUUACACCUGUGAGGUGUGGAAUGAUGCCGGAGUCGCUCGAACCGAAGCCUCACUCACGGUACAAGAGCCUCAAGAUGGAGUUCAGCCCUGGUUCAUCACUAAAACCAAGUCCACUGCCGCCUCCCUGGGUCAACACGCUCUGCUGUCCUGUGCGAUCGCUGGUGACCCCUUCCCAGAAUUCCUCUGGAUGAAGGAUGGGCAGGUAAUAUCUGGAGGUGGAGACUUUGAGAUCCUACAGAAGGAAGACGUCGUCUCAUUGCUCAUCAGGAAAGUGAAGACACAUCAUGCUGGAAACUACGAGAUUCAUCUCAAGAAUAAAGUAGGAGAGUGCAGGUCAGUGGCAGCUCUGCACGUCAGCGAGGAGGACCCCCUGUCAUCUGGUGAUGAUUCUCAUAAACGCCGAGGGGUGGAGAGGACUGCGGCAGGCAGGGGAGGACAGCCGGAGACUCCCAGCGCUGCAGUGUCGCUCUCUGAGCCACUCUGGGAACACAACAGUCAGGAUCAGGAAGAAGAGGAGGGCUGUGCCACCCGUGGGCUUCUCAAACGGCGCGUGGAGACAAAGGAGCACCGGGAAGACCAGAUCCGACAGCAGGAGGCCGAACAGAUUGACUUCAGAACUGUGCUCGGCCGCAAGGUCACCACUAAGAGCAUCUCUGAGGAAGACCUGAAGGAGAUCACGGCCGAGCAGAUGGACUUCAGGGGGAACCUCCAACGGCAGAUCAAGCCCAAGACCCAGACAGAAGAGGAACGCAAAGUCAACUCUCCACAGCAAGUGGACUUCAGAGCAGUGCUGGGAAAGAAGGGAAGCCAAGGCCCAAAACCCGGUCUCGGAUCCUUAGUGAAAACAAAUGCCAACAAAACUGAAGCAGUUGACUUCAGAUCUGUGUUAGGCAACAAGAAAAAACAACCAAGCCAGGACAGAAAUGGAGAAAGCCAAGGCAAUAAAGACACCCGAGGAAAGAAAAUUGAUGUGAAUUGUGUGGAUGGAGGGACAAAAGAAAAAACAAAAGCAGCUGGAAAGAAAGAGCCCGUUUUUACGCAGAAACUGAGUGAUGUGAUGGUAUUGGAUGGGGAACGUUUGCAUCUGCAGUGCCAGCUUACCUCUGAGUCUCCUGCUAAAGUGACAUGGACGCUUGAUGGAAAACUCAUCAAACCAUCCAAAUUCAUCGUCAUUGCUAACGAGGGUGGUAAGUGCUCUCUGAGCAUUGAUAAAGCUCUGCCAGAGGAUGAAGGACAGUAUGUAUGCAGGGCGGAGACUAACGAGGGCAAGACAGAGUGUUCCUGUAUGGUCCUAGUGGAUGAUCCCAGUGUUUCCACACCAGCUGAUAAGCGGAGCAGGAAGCCAUCUACCCCAACCACAGAGAAUGAGGCCAAAAUAAAGAAACCCCCACCAAAAACGCUUCUUAAACAAGGUGCUCCUCCUCAGAUCCAGCAGUUUCCUGACGAUAUGAAGAUCCUGGCGGGUCAGGAGGUCAGUCUGCUGUGUAAGUUCACUGGAGCUCAGCCCAUCAGCUGCACCUGGCUCAAGUUCCGCAAACCAAUUCAGGAAGGUCAGGGCAUCUCGAUAGUGAGCACAGACAGCAAUAAUGGGCCACAAUACAUGUCAACUGAAUUUCAGCAGUUCAGUAGACGCUGGGAGUCUCAGCAUAAAACAUCAUCACCCACUCAUCCACAAAGUAAUGGGAAGGUGGAGUCUGCUGUCAAGACAGCAAAACGUCUGAUGCAGUGA
Cyprinus carpio (common carp) is the source of this 4014-nucleotide messenger RNA. RefSeq names its product myosin light chain kinase, smooth muscle-like. Gene Ontology annotation, molecular function: protein kinase activity; nucleic acid binding. Gene Ontology annotation, biological process: DNA integration. Lineage: Eukaryota; Metazoa; Chordata; Actinopteri; Cypriniformes; Cyprinidae. The record is from RefSeq and is a predicted model, not a curated record. The coding region runs from base 271 to 4014 and encodes 1247 amino acids. The transcript has 22 exons.